This is a messenger RNA of Anopheles merus, 5742 nucleotides long. RefSeq lists its product as uncharacterized. Lineage: Eukaryota; Metazoa; Arthropoda; Insecta; Diptera; Culicidae. The record is from RefSeq and is a predicted model, not a curated record. The coding region runs from base 1358 to 3925 and encodes 855 amino acids. The transcript is spliced from 15 exons.
AAAAUGUAAUGCAAAUCUGGUCGCUGUGGUAGUUUUCCAAGCAGAAACAUACCCAAUUUGCCUCCUACCUCAAAGUGCAGCGCAUCAGGGAACUAAAACUCGCCCUCCCUUUUGGCUAUCUCCAGUCGAGUACGGUUCGCGUCUGCGUCACACAGCACAGAUUCUCUGUGCGUGUGUAGUUCGUCCGUGCUGCUGGGUGACAGGUAUAUUGGUGUGCAGCAAUAGUUUGUAGGCUCUUCACUGGUCCCUCUCGUCAAGCGCUAGCGAAAAAGUGAUAAUUUAAAAUAAAAAUAAAAACUAAAGUGCAGUUACCAUUUUGAGUGCCCCGUGAAGAAUCUCCACUCCUUGCUGCAUCCUUAACAAAUUCAGGAGUCGAUGUGUUGUUCAUAAAGCUACACGAAACAGCGUUGAGAGUGUGCUUGCCAUAGUCGGUUCGAUGCAGUUCUAACAUCAGAAGUAGCAGCAGCAGCAGCAGCAUUCUUAUGCAGUUACCGGCGAUGGAAGUGAAAGGAAUGUAUAAAGUGCACCCCAAUUAUUAUCAUCAUCCCUCGAAGAAGACGGCCACCGCCGCAGCCAACAUGCGAUAGGAACGGUGGUGGUUGUACAUCACACACAGCGGCUCUCGGUAUCGGCAGUGCACACAGAGAAGUGCGAGGGAAGCACGGGAGGAGACGUCACCUUUUUUUUUUGCUUUUUUCAAAAGAACCGCCCAAGAGAAAGAGCGAGAGCGAAACAGUAAAAUCGAAGAGCAAAGCGGUGCAAUCAUCGAUACAGCACGCCACAGGAAAAUGUACCCCUACUGAGAGAGGGUGUAUAUGUGUGUGCGUGUGUGUGUGAGAGAGAGAGAGAGAGCGCAGCAAAAAGGAGGAACCCACUCACACGACGAUCCUGCUCUCCUUACGGUCCUGGUCCUUUUUCGCGAAGGCCACACAACCGACCGAUAAGGUAAAAAUAACAAAAGGACUUGUGCCAGGAGUAGCAACAGCAAAGAGAGCAGAGAGAGUGAGAGAGAAAGAGCGAGAGCUUGGCGCGUGUGUGUAUGUGUUGUGUCGCUGGGAAAGAUUGAUGGUGCAAAAAUAUAUUUUCGCCAACGCAACGGCAACUCUGCUGCAGCAGGAGCAGCAGCAGCAGCAGCAGCAGCAGCAGCAACAAUCAGAAGUGGCCAUUGCUGGCGGCCCGUCCUCGCUGCCCAUCCUCGUUCCUACAAAGAUCCUCCACGGAAGGUACUGAAGUUGCUUCCAAGGCUGCUAAAAACUGCCUUCGCUGCUCGUGCGUGUGGGCCAAAGGACCAGGCCAAGGAUUCGUAUACGUGAUCCGAGUAGUGAACCACACUCAUCCCUCCCUCCCCCCUACUAAAAUGCGCAGCAUGAUCCAGCCACACAGGAAAGGAUCACGGCGUAAAGUUAUCAGCGGCUGCAGCAAUCACACCGUCGGAUGUGCCCGAAAUACGCUCAAAAGCUUACUGCUGCUGCAUUGUGAUGAUUUAAACAUUCCUGCUUCUGUUGCUGCUUCAACCACUCCAGACACAACGGUCCAGCCCGCCACCAGCAGGAUAUCAACACUUUCCGCUCGCAGGCGAAGACGACGAAGGUUGGGCAAUGAGCUCGUACCGCUCGGGAGCCCCGUGUCCGACGGGGUCGAAGGAUGUCACUGCAGCCACGGCAAACGAACGGGAGGAGCUGCUGGAUGCAGUAACCCUAUCAGUCCCACCUCGAUCACCACCAUCACCACCAACACCACCCCCCUUAAACCAGAAGUUCUAGAACGAUAUCAGCAGCCGUCGUCGUCGUCGUCGUCGUCGGCGGCGACGUUAGUGUCUGUGCCCUGGCACCACAAAAGCAAAACGAAACUACUGUAUAGAAGCAUUGUGCAAAUAUGUUUGGCCUUGUUCUUGAUCUUAGGAUGCUGUGAUGCAGCUAAACAAGAAGUUUUACAAAGUGGAACGGGAUGUGCAUUUCCCAAGCGAUGGGAAGGUCAAUGGUUUCAAUCCGGUGUACAACAGCCAAUUACGAUAGAGGGAUCCACGUUAAGUACUAGGGGCCGGUGCAUUGCUAGCGAGGGCGAUAAGUUUUUACUAGUGAAUGGCAAAGGAUGUCACCGGUGCGUUGUAAUUUAUCAGAAGCAUAUAAACAUACUCCAGUAUAAAGAAAGUGAGUGUGAAGAUUUUUAUACAGGCCAGUUGAAUCCAGCUGCAAUGCCUAUUCAUAGCGUUUUAAAAAGUGAUCGGGGCUUAGCUCAUCCCAACAUGAACGGGCAUUCAAGAAUAUCGUCAUCGGAUCCGUAUAUGCGAUCCAAUGAAGAUAGCGACAAUUGCAUGGGAUGCAAAGGUCGCGAAACAUUGCAUUACCUAUGCGAACAAAUCCCGGGUGAUGCUCUACUGUACAGUAUGUUUAAAAUAAAUCCAGAGCCAAUUAAAUGUCCGCUGUCAGGAUCUUAUACGUUCACUUACAACCGAGGGCACGGGGAAUGCAGGUAUCCAGUGUCAAAUAUGGAAAUGUGUACAGAAGACAGUAGAUUACUGCUAAGUUUUCAGGCAUGCCCUGAUGUACCUGGGACCGAAAGCACGGUUGAAGAACUAACAUGCUUAGCAUGGUGGAAGGACGGCAAUUCACGCUAUCUGGUGGGUCUGGUUUCACAUCAUCAUGCCACUUCGAACGAGGAGCGCUUUAGGUGCUUCGUAUACGAGAAGCUCAGCGGCUCCGAUGCAGAGUAUAAACUGGCACAAUCCGGAGACGCUACCUGUAACGGUCUUGAGAGUGCAGAAGUUGGGUCCCGAAUAAUGACGCUCAAAAAAGCCCCCCUGAUGGAUCGGUGUGAUUUUCCGGUCUGGUUUAAAGGACCACGCUUCUGGCAUGCCCUCAUGGGCAGUGCGCAUUACGUAUUUGAUGCUAGUGACGGUUCGCUUCAUAUUAAAAAGCCUAAUGGGCACACGGUGGCUCGUUCGCUUUGCGAGCAAAUCAACAAGCAAACAUCCUCGGAAAUGAUGGUCGUUGUGCACCACACCAUGGGCUGCAAAUCUGGAUUCAUGUGUGUCAUGUUCUACAGACGAGAUACUCACGUAGCCGAGCUACAGAUGGGAACACCUGCCGCUAGGCUUGAAGAUGCAUGUACGACUGAAAACUUUGACGUGCAUCGAACACCGUUCGUUACUUUGUUAGCAAAUAACUCUGAAACGCAGCUUUGCCCACUGGAGGGCCAGUAUAUGAUGAAAGGUUUCCUUAUGCCCACGUCCUCUAUUUCGCGCCACAAGCGCAACCACAACAAUAAAGCCCGCUCGCACCGGCACUGGGACGUGGUCGGCUAUCGGAAUCAGGAGAGCGCCAUUGCCGGUAGCAACGCUGGCACGGUGGGCGGUAUCGUAGGCGGCUACAUAGGGCUGGAAGCGAAGCGAAGGUCUUUUCUUCCCCGAUCGCGGCGUACUGCGGCCGAUUCGAGGAACGACACCUCUACAAUUCUGCAUGGAGACAAAGGAGUGGCUACCGAUGGUACCGCCCGAUCACGCCGGGAAACGGCUGGAGGAUGUAACAUUAAUCACAACACUAACCGACAGCUGUUGGUUGGCUGUAGCGAAGAGAGCGUAAUUGAAGUUAAACCAAAAUGUAAAAUCGACGAUGAAGAAUUAUUUAUAUGCACCGGCCACUGGCAGGAGAACCAAACGACGUACAUUAUCGCUAAGCACUCAAUUUCCCAGCAUGGAGUAUGUAUCAGCUAUGUGCCAAUGGAGGGCAAUCAUGUACAGCUGUUCGUCGGGGACACCUGUCACCGUGCCUACAUGCAGUCGGGGCAGCACAGAUCGAUGCCAGCUAAUAUUACUAGUUACGGUAAAUGUGGUGAGGUGAACAGUUCGAUUAAACUCCAUCCGCUUCACAUCCGGCUUUAUUCCUUCAUCUUGUCUCUGCUGCUGAUAAGAAGUAUAUUGAGAUGAUUAGCUACAGCGUAAACAACUGAGCAUUAGACGUAAAAUCCGUAAAUCGUGUGUACUACAUUCGGUGCACCUGUAAGUGGUCAUAUUUGUUGUGUGUACGUGUAUGAAAUGUGUGCCGCACCAGGAAGACACUACAAUGCACGUGUUGGUCGACUGCUGGGGAAAAAAAAUCUAGAACGGGCGAGAGCGAUAUAGCGGUUUAGUCGAAAAUGACAAAUGACCAUAUACGUGAAACGACUUGUCUGUUGAUGCUAGUUCUGUGUAAGACAUCGGGAAUGUAUGGGAUUUGAUUGUGGGAGGGUAUGGGAUGAGGAGGAUAGUAGGAAGAGAAGGUGUGUGGUAGAAGGAGACAAGUAAUAGUGAGUACAUCGACAAAAUGUACAAAAGGAGAUAUGAGUGAAGCUAAAUUGUUUUUAAUUAUUAUUUAUUAAAUUAUGUUCUACGUUGCGUUUUUUUUAAAAAUAAUCUCUACUUGUUGUGAUACGAUAAACGGUAACAAAACCCGACCACUUGCCUGGGCGGUAAAGCACUACUGGACAGGAUAUGAUAGGAAUAUAGUCAAAAGAAAAAUGUGUUACAAAUUUUACUUGCCACCAGCCGUCAGUCGCGCAGAAAAAAGUCUUUUCAAAACGCGUUAGCUACAUUGCACUAUUGUUUUUCCCUCCAAUUUAUUUAAGGCAUAACACACGUGAUUGUAACGCUUUGUAAAACUGGCUAACGUUAAGAUGGUGUUUGAGGCUAACGUUAAGAAGGUGUUUGAGGCUAGCGCGACAGAGAGAGAGAGAGAGAGAGAGAGAGAGAGAGAGAGAGAGAGAGAGAGAGAGAGAGAGAGAGAGAGAGAGAGAGAGAGAGGGAGGGGGGGGGGAGGUGGCUGUUGCAGCGGCGAGGGUAGCGGCAAGGGUAGCGGCAACCAGUAUCUUUUUCAUCGUUUGUAACACAACAAAUGAUGAUGAGAUAUGGAAAGAGGGACAAAGUUGUGAAACUAGAGUAGAGUGGUACUUUUUUCGCAACCUAAUCCAUUGCUCUCCUACUACCCACUACCAAGGAUAGAGAAGAACAGAAGACGUGUAAAACCAACUGGAUGGAAAAACGAUAAAAAAGGCUAGCAUACAUUUAAACAAACAAACAAACAAACAAACAAAAAACCUAAUGCACAUAACUAUACAAGUAACAACCAACGAAAACUAAACCAAUUGAGAGGAAAGGAGCAACAGCUAAGACAAGGGAAAGUAAGGCGAGUGCUCUUGAAAAAGAAGGUGUAGCAUACGAAUUGUAAGGACAUUGUUUUACAAACAGGUAAGGACAUACAGCAAACACACAGACACACACAGGCACACACAGGCACAUACAGGCACACACAGAUACACACAGACAAACAAAGACACACAAAAGCCAAUAAGCGCGAGCGCGCGCGUGCGCCCGGCUGCCGCAGAAAUGGAAGACACUAUCACCCGCUACUAAUGCAUAAUAAUAAUCAUUCGUUUUUGAAUUAUGUAUCCAAGGUUUCCUAUUAAAAGUGAUUGUACAAUGGUAAUGACAAAACGAUGAGAGAUGUAAUUGCAAAGAAGCAUAAACAAAAACCUAUGCGCACCGAACGAUUUGUGCAUAAAAGACAACACAAGCAAAACAAAAAAACUCUAGAAAAUACGGAAAAAGGGACGAGAAAAGCGCAAAUUUCCAAGACGGGAUAGUUAAAAAAAUGAUGAAAUAAGUAAAGCAGCGCAUAUAUUAUAUAUAUACACACACACACCUAUAUAUAUAAAGUUAAGAAAGAAGGUGGAAUAAAUUGUGGGAAACAGGUGGUGAGAAGGGUACGG